ACUUGCGGUGCUCAUCUUACACGUAUCAGUGGUUAUUCAAAUUGUCAAUUACCAAUGAUUAAAUUGUUAAUCAAGUCUAGGCUGAUGAUUUUAUUUUGAUACCUUGCUAUUGAGUGAUUAUAUCAUGUGAACCAUUUUCACUCAUCGAAUGUAACAUAAAGAAUAGAUAGUCAUCAGAAAUUGGUUUCUUCAAGCUUUAAUUUAUUGAUGGUACCAGUUUCAGAUUCAGUUUAAUUGUUAAACAUGAAUGUAUCCAAAGAUCCGCCUGUGACAGACCCGCUGUUCUCAAAAUUAAAUGGAUGUGACCAUCUUCUCAUUGAACUGGAAUCAAAUGAUCCAUCAUCUCUCAGCCUUGUACUCAGUAACAGAGCUGUUGGCGAUGAAUAUGAUAAAUUUAUGGAGAAGCUGGAUGCUCGAAUUAAAAGCCAUGACGAGGAGAUUAAAAGGAUGUGUAAUGCCAAUUACCAAGACUUUGUAGAUUGUAUUCAUGAUCUUCUGCAAGUUAGACCCAAAGCUGACAUACUUAAGAAAGAAAUUUUGGAAGUGAAUCAAGAUAUCCAAAAAUCCUCUGAAAAUGUUCAGCGGAAAGCCGAAGAACUCAUCCGGUACCGUAAAAUUGUGUGUAAUAUAGAAACAGCCAUAGAUCACUUAAGUCAAUGUUUACCAGUGCUUAAGAUGUAUAGUAAAUUAACCUCACAAAUGGAAAAUACCCGUUAUUAUCCAGCUCUCAAAACUCUGGAGCAAUUAGAAAAUAAUUUUCUACCCCGGGUUUCUCAUUAUCGAUUUGCCCAAGCAAUGAGAGAUAAGAUUCCCCAAAUUCGAGAGCAAAUCAAAGAAGCCUCAAUGUCAGAUCUGAAAGAUUUUCUCGAAAACGUGAGACAAUUGUCGUCCCAGAUUGGUGAAAUUGCCAUGAAGAAUGCUGCUCAUCAGCAAAAUAUCGAAGAUACUCUGUUAACCAGUUGCACUACAAGUGCCUCUUCUUCAAAUGAAAACAGUUCUUCAAGCAGCCCAGUCAAAAAAUCAACCACAAUUUUGUCGAUUAAUUCAUCAAUGAACAAUAUCAAUGAAAUUAGUUCAUCUGUUAAUAAUACUCCAAAGGGCCCAGCAAUUGCCUCAAGAAAGAAACAUCCUGCGCCUAAACCGCCUUUAUCUGCCUCAACGGAAAAUGAUCUAGACUUGAUCGAUAGUGGGUCCGAUAUCGAUUUAAAUGGAGGUGUAUCAGAAGAAGAGCUGAAAGGAACUGAUAUUGUUGAUUUUUCUCCGGUUUAUCGUUGUCUUCAUAUUUUUGGCUGUCUCGGAGCCCGUGAGUUAUUUGAAAUUUAUUAUCGCCAGCAAAGACAACAACAAGCUAAACUGGUUCUUCAACCUCCAACUAACAUGCACGAGAAUAUUGAUGGUUACAAGAAUUAUUUUUGCGGAGUCGUGGGUUUCUUUGUUAUUGAAAAUCAUAUUCUAAACACUGCUCCAGGUUUAAUAACCAAAAGUUAUCUCGAUGAAGUCUGGGAAAAUGCUCUGCAAUCAGUGAUUGCUUCUCUUCGAACCUAUUCAUCUUAUUGUACCGAUGAAAAUCUCAUGCUUAAAAUCAAAAGAAUCAUCAUUUUAUUUAGUCAAACUCUUCAAAGUUAUGGAUAUAAUGUAAACCCUUUUCUCAAUUUACUCAUUGAGAUCCGUGAUCAGUAUAAUGAAAUUUUGAUGAAACAAUGGUGUGCAUUGUUUCGCUCCAUUUUUGAUGCAGAUAAUUACCAUCCCAUUGAAGUUGAAUCUCAAGCGGAAUAUGAUGAAAUCAUCAAUGAAUUUCCUUAUUAUGAAGCUGAAGUAGUUUCCACUGGUGACUCAGAUUAUCCCAAAAAAUUUCCCUUCUCCUCUUUUGUACCCAAAGUUUUCACUCAAGUUAAACGAUUCAUUAACGCAUGCCGUGAAUUCUCGCAAGAUCUUAAUAUAAGUCAAACUGAAAUCGAAGACAUGGUUCGAAAAUCAACCAACCUUCUACUUACUCGAACACUCAGUGGCUGCCUGUCUGUAUUAAUUAAAAAGCCAAGCCUAGGAUUACUCCAAUUGAUCCAAAUUGCCAUAAACACCAACUAUUUAGAAGACUCUAUGAGUUUUCUAGAAGAAUAUAUAUCUCAACCGUUAAAUACUGGACUUGGAUCUCCAUUAACUUCUUCAACUACCAAUAUUGCUGAACUAGCGGGUGGCUCACAUCUCGCUAAACUUCAAGGAAGUUCAAUGUUCAAAGAUGCUCGAUCUGACGCUGAAUCUCAAAUCUACUUUCUUCUCAACCAAAAAAUUGAUGAAUUCUUCGAAAUCGCUCAUUAUGAUUGGAUGUUGGUCGAAUCAUCUGGAGUCGCCUCUUCUUAUAUCGCUGAUCUCAUCAAAUUUUUGACCUCUACCUUCCAAGCUUUUACCAAUCUACCACUGAAAGUCGCCCAGACUGCAUGUGUGUCUGCAUGCAAACAUAUAGCUUCAUCUUUAAUUAACUUUCUUCUCGACGAAGAUGUCAAAGCUAUAUCCAUGGGUGCUUUAGAACAAUUCAACCUUGAUUUAUUGCAGUGUGAAUUUUUUGCUAGCUCUGAACCUGUAAAAGGGUUUGAAGAUAAUGCACUGCAAAUGUGUUUCGCUGAAUUAAGACAGUUAGUUGAUCUACUACUUUCUUGGCAAUGGUCUACUUAUAUUGCUGAUUAUGGCAAACAGGACAAUAAAUAUCUUAGGGUCAACCCUCAAAUGGCUCUCAAUCUUUUGGAGAAAAUCAAGGAAGCCGAUAAAAAUCGUAAUAUUUUUGCAUCCUUAAAGAAAAAUGAACGAGAUAAAAGAAAAUUGGUUGAUACUGUUAUCAAACAGUUGAAACAAUUAAUAGCUGCCCAUAACUCUAAUUAAAAAUAAUGUCCAUCUCAAAAAAAUUGGAAAACCAAUCAAUGUCAUGAUUCAGUCACUAAAAGUUUAUUCUCAUUGACAUAGAAAAUAUCAUUUCUUACUAUUAAAACCAUUUUCGUCAAAAUUA
Tetranychus urticae (two-spotted spider mite) is the source of this 2998-nucleotide messenger RNA. Its product is annotated as exocyst complex component 6B. Gene Ontology annotation, biological process: intracellular protein transport; Golgi to plasma membrane transport; exocytosis. The record is from RefSeq and is a predicted model, not a curated record. Gene Ontology annotation, cellular component: exocyst; membrane. NCBI's taxonomy places the organism in Eukaryota, Metazoa, Arthropoda, Arachnida, Trombidiformes, Tetranychidae.